GAAAGGGCCACAUGAAGACGCUAACCGGGACCAUGCAGACUUCCAGGCUGCUCAGCGGGGCACUGCUCUGCGCACUGCUGCUGCUCUCCAGCGUUGCUGGAGCCGAAGUGUUGGACACAGAGUCCGAAGAGGAGCUGAGCCCCAGAGCACUGCGGGACUUCUACCCAAAAGGUCCGAACCUAACCAGUGAGAAGCAGCUGCUUGGAGCUCUCCAAGAAGUUCUUGAAAAGCUGCAAGCUAAACGGCUGCCUUUAUGGGAAAAGAAAUUUGGCCAAGUCCCAACGUGUGAUGUCGGGGAGCAGUGCGCCGUGAGGAAAGGCGCACGGAUCGGCAAGAUGUGCGACUGUCCCCGGGGAGCUUUCUGCAACUUUUUCCUGCUGAAGUGCUUAUGAGUCUCGCCGGAUCUGAAUGUAGCUUUGAGAUGGGGAGAAAAAAAACUGUCACACGAUUCCUUUGUAAUUACUGUCAUAUUUUUUAUGAUACAGCUGAGGAGCAGGUGCGGUGAUUGCCUAACCCUUACGAAAAAGAACUAUCGUAGUUCUAUGAUAAGUAUAUAUAUUUAAAAGUAUGUUAUAUCACAGAAAAACUAUAAGUCUCUGUAAGGAUAUUAUGGCGACGGACAGGAGGUGAGAAUACCAUAAAGUUCCUGUAAAUAUUCAGAACCACUUUUUGUCUGUUGAAAAAUCACAGGAUCAUUGUUGUGAUGUAGCCUAUAGGAGCUAAGAAAAAGUCUUUAACAGCAAUAUCAUGGGAACAUAGUGAUUCUUCGUCUGGAAACCCCCCAAAACCUGUCUUUUGAACUUGAACUAUUUUGUUUCAGAUGAAUGUUGGUGUAGAUUUAUGAAAAAUAAUAACAAUAAACUGUGGAUCAUCUUGUUUUGUAAAGCAGUGGAGUGGCCGCUUAUUGUUUUAAAAUGUUGGUCCAUCGUGUAAACACACAGGCCGUGUGUCUGUUAUAUGACGCGCAUGUUUGUGUCAGCUCGGUCAAUAUCUGAACGUGGACGUGACGGCAAUCUGUGACGUCACACGUCCCGGGGCCCCUAAUUGGCAAAAACAUGGAUUAAUUUGAAACCUAUCCGCUGCAGAGGAAGUAGUUAUGAACC
Micropterus salmoides (largemouth bass) is the source of this 1103-nucleotide messenger RNA. RefSeq names its product cocaine- and amphetamine-regulated transcript protein-like. Gene Ontology annotation, biological process: adult feeding behavior; cellular response to starvation; negative regulation of appetite. The coding region runs from base 12 to 392 and encodes 126 amino acids. The transcript has 3 exons. The record is from RefSeq and is a predicted model, not a curated record. Lineage: Eukaryota; Metazoa; Chordata; Actinopteri; Centrarchiformes; Centrarchidae. Gene Ontology annotation, molecular function: neuropeptide hormone activity.